Paraglomus occultum is the source of this 1044-nucleotide messenger RNA. The record is from the annotation of a GenBank genome assembly. Lineage: Eukaryota; Fungi; Glomeromycota; Glomeromycetes; Paraglomerales; Paraglomeraceae.
AUGUACCAUCAGCAUAGUCCCAUACCCCCAACUCAAACCUCGCGCCAGUCAGAACAUUUCUCCUCUAGUGCUCGUUCAGACUAUCCAGAAGGGUACUUUCCUAACGUACCGCAUGGGUAUCCACACUAUUAUGACUAUCACCAUCCGCACCAUCGCUAUAUGCCAUAUCCACCUCCCGGUAUUCCUAUUCACCACCCUCAACAAUCUCAACAACUUUCUCCUUCGAUAGCCACAGGACACGACGAGGAGAAAGCGAUAUAUACAAGGGGACAAUUAACAUCGGGGAAUAGCAAUACCACAUCGAACGAAUCAAAAGGAACGGCUGAUAAUGGGAAGAAAGAAGCCAAGGCAAAGAAUACGUCAUCUAACAGAACUUCCUCCUCUCGUCCUUCAACUUCUUCGGGACCGUCAGCUAAAAGAUUCAGAAUGGAAAAGUUUGGAACUUUUGAUGCUCCUCGAGAGGAUGAGGAUAAAAGAAUCUAUCGAUUAGUUGUUUGUCAGCAACCACUACGCGCGCGCAUGUGUGGGUUCGGUGAGAAAGAUCGGCGUCCGGUCGAUCCUCCUCCGAUAGUGCAACUAAUCAUUAAUGACGAGGAGGGUAAUUUAGAUACAAGCAUGCUUCAGAACCCCUUCUUUGUUCUCCAUGUAACCCUAUGGUCAGAAGAUGGCCGGGAAGAGCGAAAUGUGAUUAGCAGUCCACCAAAGACUACGCGUGUACUGAUGGGUUCUCUUGUCUCUUCGCCGGCCAUAUUAAAGAAUACUCAAAAUGAACAGGGUUGCUAUUUCUGCUUCCCAGACCUAUCCAUACGCACGGAGGGAAAGUAUACGCUAAAAUUCUCCUUGAUGAAACUAGGAAAUGAAGACCGAUUGGUUAGUACUCGAGCUGUCAUCCUUACCACCACAUUCUCUUCGCCAUUUACAGUCUAUUCCGCAAAGAAGUUCCCGGGAAUGACCGAGUCGACGGAACUUUCGAAAGCAUUCGCCAGACAAGGGUUAAAAAUUCCUAUCCGCAACGAUGUGCGGCCUCGUAGGAUAGAAGACUAA